This is a messenger RNA of Sphenostylis stenocarpa, 1578 nucleotides long. NCBI's taxonomy places the organism in Eukaryota, Viridiplantae, Streptophyta, Magnoliopsida, Fabales, Fabaceae. The record is from the annotation of a GenBank genome assembly.
AUGGCCAUGUUUGAUUCCAUCUUCAACAAAGGUUUUAAGGCUGCCAAAUGUAAAACUCUGCUGAAACUGACAAUUCCGCGAAUAAAGCUUUUAAGAAACAGAAGAGAGAUUCAGUUGAAGAAUAUGCGGCGCGACAUUGCCAAGCUACUUGAGACUGGCCAAGAAGCAACAGCUCGUAUUAGGGUAGAACAUAUUAUCAGAGAGGAGAAUAUGAUGGCUGCUCAAGAAAUCAUUGAACUAUUUUGCGAACUUAUUGCUGUUCGUCUUCCUAUAAUUGAAUCUCAAAGGGAAUGUCCCCUUGACUUGAAGGAAGCCAUAUCUAGUGUGUGUUUUGCUGCUCCAAGGUGUGCCGAUCUGCCAGAGUUGUUGCAGGUUCAGAUGCUAUUUGCUGCCAAAUAUGGGAAGGAAUUUAUAUCUGCUGCAACUGAGCUCAGGCCAGACUGUGGGGUUAAUCGCCAGUUAAUAGAGCUACUUUCAAUUCGUGCUCCUUCACCAGAAAAGAAACUGAACCUUCUGAAAGAAAUUGCUGUUGAACAUGAUUUAGAAUGGGACCCAGCAGCUUCAGAAACUGAGUUCUUUAAAAAACAUGAAGAUUUAUUGAAUGGCCCCACUCAAUUCUUUAGUGGGUCUAAGUUGCCCCUUCCUGAUGAAAAACCCCACGAAGAGAUGUACUCUACUCAUGAAACAACCAAUAAGGAAGAACCUGAUUCUGAUUCUGGCUCUGAUAUAUUAGAAUUUCCUGAAGUUCCCAAGGUAUCUGUCCGGCCAAACGCAAAUGUUGCCACAGCUCCAGAAGUGGUUACACAUCUUACUAUGGAACCCCUUGAUGUUGAUCUUGAUUCAUCAAGCAAUUCUGGAGAUUUUGAAGAUAUCAAGCAGGAGCAAGUUGAAGAUAGAUCAACAGUUCACAAAGAUGAAACACAUACUUCAAUUGGCAAAGAGAAUAUACAGUUUGUGCCAUUCAUCUCCCCUCCAGCAGUAUCAUCUGGAUCAUUUUCUGCAAGACCUAGUGACUCAUCUCCCACCUUGUCAAGCUCAAAAUGUGAACCCCAUGUGGACUUACAAGAUGUGUUGGCUGCUGCCCAUGCUGCUGCAGAAACUGCUGAACGAGCAGCCCUCGCAGCUCGCACAGCUGCUAGUCUUGCUCAAGUCCGAAUUAAUGAGCUGACUAAGAGGAAAAGUAAUGAACAUGUAUCUGACAGCAGCUCUGAGAACCCGUUUUAUGCUGGUGGUGAUAAUGAAUCUCCAACAAUAGAAAAGCAUUUGAACGAGCAAAAUCCUGCAGGUAACUCUGAUGUCCAUAAUAGAAAAGAUCUUGAACAUUACCAGGAUCAUUAUACUUCCCCAGGCUCUCAUUCGUCAAGUUUUCCAUCCUUUGACACACUCAAGGAAGAUUUUGAUUCCUCCCUGCCAAAUAAUCAUUUACUGAAUGGCAACUCCUCUAGUCACCAACCCAAGAGAUUAACUUCAAUGGACGACGACUCAUACUUCUCAUACCCCAACUUAUUUACCUCUCAAAACUCAAAUGUUGGAUCUCAGACUCAUUCAGAUAACAGCCGUUCUCCACAUGAUCUGUGA